UCCUGUGCUGCAGAUUCCCAUCACAACAACUCCAACAGCAUUGUAACUUACACACUUCCACUUCAACUGCCCACGGAGUCACUUUACACGAUCAAACAUCCGCGUGGACAAUUAAUUCCUCAUGGAUAAAUGCUAAUAUUCCCGCCGCUGGCUGCCCAGUGAUCAGAAACUCCGGACUUUUAUUUUGUUUUCUAUAGUGUGUGUUAUCUGGUCAUGCUAGUUAGCUAACGACUGGUGACAAGAUAAAGACAAACCUAAAGCCAAAUAGCCUUAUUUUUUUAUUUAUUUCUAUUCAGAAACGUCGAUUUUACGAGGUGAUUGUGUAUUAGGGCGAUUCUGCUUGGAGGUCUCUGUGUUUAAAUGUAGUUUAAUAGUUAGCUCGUGCUAACAUCACUGUUAAUGACAGGGCUGUGUAGGUUUUGAGCAUGUAUUGGGCGGAUAAAGGUGAUUAAUUCGGGGUUUAUCAGUGCUCUGGGGAGCUCUUUGUUCAAAGGAAGAAGAGGAAGAUGAAGAAGAGGAAGACGAUGAUGAAGAUUAGAUCAACAGGGAACUGACUGUAAACAGACACAGAAGAAAAUGCCCAGACGGAAACAGUCCAAUCCACAGCCUGUCAAAUUGGAGGCGGGAGAUGGAGUUGUGGUGGGCGAUCAAGAGAAUCUGGUGCUGGAGAGUGAUUUUCUGCUUGGACAGGACCUGGGCUUCGGAGAUAAUGACUACAGGAUCGUCGGUUUUGAGAGAGACUCUGACUCCGUCACGGCAGAUGUGGGCCUGCCGUUGUACGGCUUUAGCGAUGAGGACUGUUCCACCUACAACCACCUGGGUAUGGAGAGUGAUUUCGAGGACCCCCGUGACACAGAAAGCGAGCGAGAGGAGAUCGGCUCAUACCUCUCUUGCAGACAGUGCGGCCAGCUCCUCGGCGACCCCCUGACCGGCGCGCUGGAUCUCGCAGGCCUGUACUGCCUCCAGUGCGGAGCGGAGGAUGGAGACGCAGACCAUCAGGAUAGAGCUCAAGAGGAGGCCCAUCCCACUGAUGACGCGCAGUUGGCGACGAAUCGGAGCCGAUCCAAUGGAAACGCCAGCAAGACCUACUCCUGUAAACUGUGCAGCUUUACCUCACGCUACUCCAAUCACCUGAAGCGGCACAUGAAGACGCACAACGGCGAGAAGCCGUAUCAAUGUCAGCACUGCACGUACGCCUCCGCCCAGCUGGUGAACCUGCAGAGGCACGUGCGCACCCAUACUGGCGAGAAACCCUACAAAUGCGAGUUCUGCACAUUCGCCUGCAACUCCCUGGGCAACCUGAAGAGGCACCAGCGCAUGCACGCGCAAGAGAAAACACUGGACUGCAACCAGUGUGACUUUCAUGCCACCAACAGCCACUCUUUAAAGAAACACAUGAUGAGCCACAAGGAGGAGAAAGCGACAGAAGAAGAAGCCGUUGUGUCUGAUCUCACUCUGCACAUCAGCAGCGACCCCGACUUCCUCCAGAGCUACGACACCCUGCAGACAGACCAGCACCCCCCCGCCCUGCUGGACACCCAAGAGUCCGACCCCCUGCCCGAGCUGCUCUUCCCCUUCACGUGCCGCGUGUGCGGCCUGGUCCUGGAGGACGAUGAAGGAGCGGUGACGCAAAUCUGCGGCAAAUGCACGCUGGAAAUGCUGUCCAAAAGCUCGCCCACCAGCCCAGAGAAAUGCGACAAGCUGUUCUCCUGCACCUCGUGCCCUUUCGUGACUCAGUACCCCAACCACCUCGCCCGUCACAUGAAAACGCACAGCGGCGAGAAGCCCUACAAGUGCCCGCAGUGUGACUACGCCUCCGCCCACUUCGACAACCUAAAGCGGCAUCACCGGGUGCACACGGGCGAGAAGCCGUACAAAUGCCGGGCGUGCGACUACGCCUGCGGCAAUCUGGCCAAUCUGAAGCGUCACGAGCGCAUUCACUCGGGUGCCAAACCGUUCCAGUGUAGCGUGUGCAGUUACAGCUGCAACCAGAGCAUGAACCUGAAGCGACACAUGCUGCGGCACACUGGCGAGAAGCCCUUCAAGUGCCAAGAGUGCGGCUACACCACCGGCCACUGGGACAAUUACAAACGGCACCAGAAGAAACACGGCCACGCUGCCGAAGGCUGGAUCAAGACGCAGCUGCCGGAGAAAGAGGACGAGGAGGAGGAAGGAGAGAUGUAGGAGUGUCUUCCUCUUCUGAUGUCCAAGUCCAGUUGCCUUAAUAAUAUUGAACUAUUCCAUUGAGCAAAGGUGCACAGCGACAGCGCACAUGUGUUUUGAUUGUAUUUUGUACCCUUUUACAGCACCUGAAUUGAUGACAACAUCACAUAAUGGGAUUUAAAGGGACAGUUUAACCAAAAAUGAUUUAUAUUUUGAGAAAUGUUGUUCAAUAACCAACACAUCUUUAGUGUUCUGUAAAGUAAGAAAGUCAUACAGGUUUGAAGUGACAAGAGUAAACGAUGACAGAAUUGUCAUUUCUGGAAACACUGUCCCUCUAAGAUUUAUUAAACUCAAAAAACAAUUUUGGGUGAGAUUCAUCAAAUGCAGCGAGGUAAUGCACAAGACUUGAGAAUGAGAAUAACGGCUUUGUUGAUGUUUGUAAAAACAGCGAGCGGUUCUACAUCUAGACCUGAUUGUUUAUGCAAACUGGAAUUUCUUGUGAUUUUAGGGUGUGAUGUGAACGGGACGUGUUGUGAUGUUGGAUUUACACUGAAGAUGUCUGCCGGCUGCUAUCUUCACAUAUGCACAAUGAUUCAGUAACGUUGCCUUUCUCUCGUUCUUUUACUGUAAUAUCUGGCUGCACUGAUGGGGGACAGAAACACUGAUGUUUAUCAGGGCAUUAUAUAGGAACACUUCAUCUCAUGAAGACUCUGCAUAGAGAAAUGUCUGGGUCACGUUUAACUCCCAAAUCAAAGCUGAGAGAUUGAAUUUUGUGUGAAGAAACUGAGCCAGUUUUUAGGACCAUGAAAUUUUUUUUGCAUGAUGACCCCAAAUAUUUCAUUACUGCAUUAUAAUACUCACACAAAUGAAAUAUUAUUGCAAAGUACAUAUAAGAUCUUUGUUGUAUUUUUUAUUGGUUCUUUUGCCGUUUGAGGGAAAAUGACUCUUAAACGUCAAUGCAAAAAUAAUCGAAAUGGUCUUACAAAUACGGUUUAUUAUGCAAAAUAUUAUAACAUAUUAUUUUUCAUUUGAUUAUUAAAUGCAGUAUGACCCAGACAUCUUUGUGUGGUUCACGUGUGUGUGUGUGUGUGUGUGUGUGUGUAUGAAGGUUAGGGUUAACCUUUAUUUGACUUUCAGAUUUCCUGCAGUUCAAUUUCGAUAAAAGUGUGACGCCUACUGUGACGUUGUCCUUGCAAAAAGGAAUCAUAUGGAAACCUGUAAAGGUUUAUUUUUCUCCAGCAUUCACUCAAAAAUCCUUUGAUUCUGUUCAAAACAAACCAGUUAGUUGAGGAAAAAGACACCGGACACACUUUAUGAUCUUUUACGUUUCUUUUAUUAAAAAGGACAUGAGCAGUUUUGUGAAAAGCAUUUUGUUGACAGAUCAUGUUAUAAAAGGAAUAUUUUCAUCAUUGUGGUUUUGAUACUGCGUUCAUGCUGUCACAGCCAUGUCACUGUAAUGGAUCAUGUUCAUUCAGUGCAUAUCAGGGAAUAACUGGAUGACAAACACAGCACUGAAUGACGUCUGCUCUCGUGUGAUUAUUUAUGUACUGUAUCUGUUUCUGUGGGCCGCAUUGAGCUUUCUGAUGUUUGUACAAAAAUCUGAUGAACUGUCAAGUGGCCUUUGGUUUUCAAAAUAAAGAUGUUUUUAGCUUUUAUUAAAAACAUUUGCCUUGAGACAUUUGUAACACUAGAUGGGAAAAAA
Molecule: messenger RNA, 3865 nt
Organism: Triplophysa dalaica
Lineage: Eukaryota; Metazoa; Chordata; Actinopteri; Cypriniformes; Nemacheilidae
Product: zinc finger protein 513
Exons: 4
Coding region: 577-2184 (535 amino acids)
Biological process (GO): regulation of gene expression
Cellular component (GO): nucleus
Source: RefSeq, a predicted model, not a curated record